CCUCAGCACACGCCAACUGAGCUUUGCACGCAAUUAGGGAAACGCUGGCGCACAGAUCACAGCAAGUUCAGUGAACAUAGCAGUUAAAACUGAAAAAAAACCAAAAAAUCAGACCAGUUUCACGAAACAGGAUUACUGAGUUAGCUGGAUAACUGCACUGAGUAAAACCUGGUAGCCUCCCAAAUCUGGAACAUGGACUUAAGUAAUUUGAGCUGUUCCGGGUUUUACCCUGCGCAGUUAGCCUAGGAACAGGGGACUGCAGGCAUUUCUACUGGCAGAUCACAUCGUUCAGCCCCUUCUCGGCUUUCCACUUCCCCUGCUGCCUCAAGAGUCAUUCCGACACUGUGAAAGAUGGUAGAAGAUGGGUCUGAGAACACUCACACUAAGGCUGCAACGGAGGCUAACGGAGCCAGCCCAGCCCAGACACAGCCUAAGAAGCUGAGGCUCAGUCCCAGUCUGGUGUGUGCUGCUUUCUUCAGUGCGCUGGGCUCCUCCUACCUCUACGGCUACAACCUGUCAGUGGUCAACGCGCCUGCUACGUAUAUUAAGUCCUUCUAUAACAGGACAUGGAUGGAUCGCUAUGGUGAGCCUGCAUACGGGGAGACGCUCACCCUGCUCUGGUCCAUCACCGUCUCCAUCUUCGCUAUUGGGGGGCUGCUGGGGGCCCUCGUUGUCACCGUGCUCAUAAAAGUCCUGGGCAGGCAAGGCACCCUGUUGGUAAAUAACAUAUUUGCGGUGAUUGCUGCCCUGCUGAUGUCCCUAGGGGAGAGGGCGGGGUCCUUCGAAAUGAUUAUUGUGGGGCGAUUCAUCAUCGGUGUCGACUCUGGCAUUGCCCUCAGUGCCCUGCCCAUGUACCUGGGGGAGAUCUCCCCCAAGGAAAUCCGGGGUUCGAUUGGCCAGUUCAACUCCGUCUUCAUCUGCAUGGGAGUCUUCACCGGCCAGGUCCUGGGCCUGCCUGAAUUAUUUGGACAGGAAUCCAGGUGGAACUUCCUGUUUGGCUUCCUGGCGCUCCCUGCAGUGCUCCAGCUCUGUGUUCUGCCAUUCCUUCCGGAGAGCCCACGAUUCCUGCUCAUGGAGAGACGGGAUGAAGCCAGGGCAGAGAAAGCUUUCCAGGCCUUCCUGGGGAAGGAGGAUGUGAGCGCGGAGCUGGAGGAGGUCCAUGCCGAGGGCCGCGCUCAGGUCAAUCUGCGCGCCGCGUCCGUCACCGAGCUCUUCCACAACCGCUCCGUCCGCUGGCAGGCGAUCACCGUGAUCGUCACCAUGGCCUGCUACCAGCUCUGCGGCCUCAACGCUAUAUGGUACUACACCAAUGGGAUACUUGCGGAUGCAGGCUUUCCGCGGAGUGUGGUCCCUUACAUCACACUGAGUACAGGAGGGGUGGAGACACUGGCUGCUAUCUGCUCGGGCCUGGUCAUUGAACGCGUGGGGCGGAGGCCGCUGCUCAUCUUUGGCUUUAGCGCUAUGGCUGUUUCAUUUGGCCUGCUCACCGUUUUCCUCAAUUUCCAGGACCGGGUCUCCUGGAUGCCCUACCUCAGUUUCGCCUGCAUCCUGGCGGUCAUCGCCUCUUUCUGCUCCGGCCCAGGAGGGAUCCCCUUCAUCCUGACGGGGGAGCUGUUUGAACAGUCAUAUCGACCAGCAGCCUUCAUGAUCGCCGGGACCAUCAACUGGCUCGCUAACUUUGCUGUGGGGCUCCUCUUCCCAUUCAUCCAGGAGGCCCUGCAGACCUUUGCUUUCCUGGUGUUCCUGGUGGUCUGUGUGCUGGGGGCAGUGUUCCUGUACUUCAUUCUGCCCGAGACCAAGAACAAGACCUUCAUGGAAAUCAGCCAGAGCUUUGCCAAGAUCAACAAAGUCUCAGACUCCACUCCUGACAAGGAGAUCGAGAUGGCACUCUCCAUCACACCACAAACCAAGGAAACCUCAAAUGGAACAGUGAGAAGCAUCAUAGAAAUUGAGAGCUCAUUCUAAAAGACUGAUAAGAGGGAAAGCCAUCAGUGUUCUUAGUCAUAAUAUUGCAAAUGUCUUUUUUGUAUACAGUACUGUGCAAAAGUCUUAGGCACCCUAGAUUUUUAAAUAUAAUAUAUAGUAUAUAUUUGGUCUUAGAUGUUUAUUUUUUUUGUUUUCUGCAUUAGUGUGUCACUAGAAAAGAGCAAAUUUGAGAUUUCCAAACAUGAAUUUUCCAAAAAAUGAAAUUUUACAGAUACAUUUUUGUAUUUUGUUAAAUAAAGUAAUAUUUUAAGUAACAGACUACUUUUCAGAUAAAAACUUGAUCAAGGGUCUCUGGGAUUACCUGGAGAGCCAGAAGCAAGCAAAACAGCCAAAAUCUGUAGAAGAACUGGCAGGUUCUCCAAAAUGCUUGGAACAACCUACCAGCCGAUUUUCUUAUAAAACUGCAGGGCAGUGUACUUAAGAGAAUUGAUGUAGUUUUAAAGGCGAAGGGUGGUCACACCAAACAUUGAUUUUAUUAAGUUUUUAACUGUUUACUGCUCUUUAUAUUAUUAUUUUUUUCGAUAUUUAUAAUCUUUCAUUUCAUUAUUUUUGAAAGCAUCUUAGCUGUACAGCAUUUUUUUUUUACAGGUGCCUAAGACUUUUGCACAGUACUGUACAUAUUUAAAAAUGAAUUGCAUUAGGUCUGACUUCUCCUUUUUUGAAUACAAUGAUGAAAUCGAUAUAUCACUGUCCUUCUCUUUAAUUCAUUCCAAGUAAAGUUUCAAAUCUCCAGGGCAUAGUGAAGAAUUGAUAUGUUGGA
This is a messenger RNA of Anguilla rostrata (American eel), 2746 nucleotides long. It is a transcript of the gene slc2a9l2, whose product is annotated as solute carrier family 2 member 9, like 2. NCBI's taxonomy places the organism in Eukaryota, Metazoa, Chordata, Actinopteri, Anguilliformes, Anguillidae. Gene Ontology annotation, cellular component: plasma membrane. Gene Ontology annotation, molecular function: hexose transmembrane transporter activity. The record is from RefSeq and is a predicted model, not a curated record. The coding region runs from base 352 to 1965 and encodes 537 amino acids. The transcript is spliced from 13 exons. Gene Ontology annotation, biological process: monosaccharide transmembrane transport.